AAUAGAUAUCGACACUGGUCCCUAGUUUGUGAGCGAGUUGAAAACACGAAUGGGAAAGCAUUAUCGAUCAGCUGACUGGAUUUUAAUACGGUUGUGGGUUGGCAGAACAAAUAUGGACGCGGCUUUCAAAACAAUCGAGUGUAGUCGAAGAGAAGUAUUUGUUUAUGCAAUUUGUCAGACGUGUUGUAAGAAGUAAACUGUGUGUGUAAUACAGCAACGCCAAGCUGAUUACAUUCACAUAUAAAAAUGUUGAAUAUCCUGAAAGCAGAGAUAGAGAAAAAGCGUAAAUUACUGGAGGAGAAAGAGCUCCUGAAACCAAACAAGAAGUACUUCAAGCGAGCAGAGCUGGUUGCCAAGGAGGCGGAGGAGUACCGCCGCAAGUGCGGCGUGGGCGGCAGCGAGGAGGCGGAGCGGCAGUCGGAGAGCGAGCAGCCGGGUGCAGACUCCCGAGACGGCGACCUCACCGACGACGGCGUGCCGACGCUGCCACGCAAGGAGGUGGUGCGGAGACUGCGCGAGCGCGGCGAGCCCGUCCUUCUCUUCGGGGAGACGGAGCUCGAGUCGUUCCGCAGGCUGCGGCGCAGCGAGAUCCUCGAGCCGGAAGUCAACCGCGGGCUGCGUAACGACUUCCAGGAGGCACUCGAAAAGGUGGACCAAGCAUUUCUCGACGAGAUCCUCGCGUCGUCCCGCGGCACGGACGAGCACGGCGGCAGGGAGGGCGGGACCUCGUCGAACGACGUGAAAGUGCAGGACGACGGCGUGAGCUACGAGGAGAUCCAGCGCAUGGCCGUGGAUCUCGGCAAGGGCGACCGCGAGCUCGACAUGCAGGUCAUCACGCACUUCAUCCAGUUCCUGCUGAAGAUGUGGGGCCACCAGUUGAACAGCCGGUCGCAGGCCGAGAAGAUGACUGUGCGGGGAAAGCUGGCCUGUGCCACGUACACCCAGACUCAGGUGUACCUGAAGCCCCUACUGCGUAAGCUGAAGACGCGCAGUGUGCCCGAGGACAUAGCGGAGAGUCUGACGGAGAUUACGAGGUACAUGCUCGACCGGGACUACAUCCGCGCCAGCGACUCCUACUUGCAGAUGGCCAUUGGAAAUGCACCUUGGCCCAUUGGUGUCACUAUGGUGGGCAUCCACGCACGUACCGGGCGAGAGAAGAUCUUCUCGAAGAAUGUGGCGCACGUGAUGAACGACGAGACCCAGCGGAAGUACCUGCAGGGGCUGAAGAGGCUGAUGACCAAGUGCCAGCAGUAUUUCCCCACCGACCCGUCCCGCUGCGUCGAGUACUCCAGGCUGGAGAACUCUGCGCCGUAGCGAUACCAGUACGGGCUGUACGAUUACCGAUUCCACCUUCACCCGAGUUGCUGCACAUUUCCGAUACGACAGCAGACUCUCGCCCGCAAUAGAGGAAGAACAGUAUGCCAGACAGGCAGGUAUAAAAGAAGUGAUGGCUGAACCAUCAGUAAUUUGUAUACUACCUUGUGGAAUUAUAACAUUUGAGUCAAAAUGUAUGUAAUCUAAAAAUAUGACAGUGCGUACUUCCGAGGAUAGUUAAAAAAAAUGGCCAAUAACUUUCUUAACAUUUAUGAAUUUGUUAUGUGACAGUUGGUCCUGUAACAGUUUUAGAACCGGAGCAUGCUCUGGGGCAAAUACUGCAAAAAACUGUCAUGUUUAUUUGCAUGUUCUACAGUUUAAAUGAUGAACAGACUAGCCGUAAUUCAAAUAAAAUGUUUUCAAAUCAAGAUAUGUCGUAAUAUUUUGUUACUUAUGUCUAUAUGAUAAAGAGGAUUUGUAACAAAAAGGUAGAGUAACAAUAAGAGUCUUUAUUACAUUAAAAAAUAAAAAUUUGUCAAAAAUGACAAAUGGCAAACAAUUUCUUUGUUUUAUAGCCAUAUAUUAUAACAUAUGAGGUAUAUGGGCUCCCCAAUGUACAUAAAACUAUGUAAAUAAAUUACUGUAAUACAUUUGUUUAGAAUUUCAGUUGAUCAUUACCUGUAGGUAUAAUGGAUGCACUACAUUAAUAAGGGACUCUUUCAUGAGUCGCCUGGAGUACUAUAAGAACUUGAGCAACCAUUUUAAUGUGGGGCUUUCCUGCAACUAGAACCCUAAAAUUUAAAGUGCAGUCUUACUGAAAUGUGUCAACAAUUCACAAGCCUGUAAUACUGCAGCAAGCCUUGUUAAAAAAAAUGUACUGAAAAUAUUAUUGGUGCAGAAUACUUCAACUAAGGUGAUUACUUAUGUAGAUAUAUCACUAAAAAGAUAAACACACUGCACAGCUAAGUGCGCAGUACUUACAUAGUACAAGAAUAGAGUUAAAAAUACAACUGCACUUAGUGAGCGAGUGUCGAUUCUGAGCUAAAUGAGGUCAAUUAAACCAGCUUACGGACUACAAUAUUACCUAGUAAUUAAUUAAAAAAUUUUAAGAUUUCACUUACAGGCAACAGAUCUUUGUCAUUGUCCGAAGCAGGUACUUUCCUUUGUACAAGCUAUUACUAAUUUUAUUAGCCUCAUAGCUGUGUGAUUAUUGCACAUAGCACUGAAUCAUUACAAAGUUGCGCAAAUAUUACUCUCAUUUUAGUGAUUACAUACUGUCAACAAAAAUGUAUAAAACAAUAAAGCUUUAUUAUAUAAGGUAUUUGCUACUGUUAUAUCACUGGAGUAUGCAGAUAUGAACUGUAAUACCUGCAGAUUUCUUCAGCUCCACGGCUGAGAUCAAUGCUGGUCAUUUACAUUGACAUUUGUACUAAAGAGUUAUACUCAGGCGUUGAAAAAUCACAGCUUUGUAUAAAGGAUGAGAUCCAGUUUUCGUGACGAUAGUGAAGAUAUUAAAAACAGUUCAUAUCAGAAAACAGGCUCCACUAAAAACUAAUUAUACUUAAAACUGAGGUCACUGUUUUCUUUACAUGCUUACCAGUCAGAUAAUAAAGCAUAUAUGCUACAACAAUAAAAAUAUAUUCCUUUGGAAUAGCUUCUAAUAUAUCUAUAACCCACAAAACAGGAUUUGCAUACUGAAAUUGCUUAUAUUGCAACUACAUUAUACAAAUAAAAUUAUUGUGUAUUUCAAUAAUCAAAUGAGUCUCUCUAAUUAUGCUGUGUGAGCCAUAAAUGUCAAUAGUGCAAGACUGUCAUCUGGACAAAUCACCCUGUAUGACUUAUCAACUGAAAUAAAUGCUCUCUACUAGUAGAAGUAUUUGAACUUAUCCACGUGAUAAAUAUAUAUCUAUAAACAUACCUUCAAAAACGAUUUUUAUUGCAUCUAGUCUUUUAUCCCCACAGUUACAACAAUCAAGUCUUUCAAUUCCAAAGUAAUACAAUAGCAUACUUCUAAAUCCUUUAUUGUGCAGUCCCAAAGUUUUUAUAACAUGUUUUCUGUCAUACAGCCAAACACAUGAAAUUUGUGUUAGACACUGCUAAUUACUGUGCCACGAUUCUCCCCUAGUUCUAAAGCUCCAUCUAACUACACAGUGUGAUAUUUCUUUGAAAUAAGUGACCACAACUGGAACAGGCAAUAUUCUGAAAAAUGGAAUAUCAGUAAACUUAAUUUUGGUACACUUCACUUUUUGGAAUAAUUUGAAAAAUUAUUUGACAGAUAUGAUUCUUCCUCGUCUUUACCAUCUGCAGCUCUUGGCAUCGCACUGUUUGAGAACCCAAUCUGAGAAAAAAUAUGGCUUCUAGUUCUCCACUUUGAAAACUUAGAAAAGUUAUGAAAUUGCUCUACUACAAUCUGCGCCUUUAAUCUCCGCUAUAUGGUGAGUAGCAACUAUUUGUUUCAUAAUACUAUUACAUUCCAUCCUAGAUUUUCCGUUUUUUGAUUUACAAUAAUUUGUAGUUUCAAGUGACAGUUUCUUUUACUAAAGUAGCAGGUGUGUUGUGGUGAAAGGGAGGGAAGGGGUUAGAGGGGGUGGGGGGG
This is a messenger RNA of Schistocerca cancellata (South American locust), 3910 nucleotides long. RefSeq names its product pre-mRNA-splicing factor 18 (gene Prp18). Bases 247 to 1314 code for a protein of 355 amino acids. The transcript is spliced from 6 exons. Lineage: Eukaryota; Metazoa; Arthropoda; Insecta; Orthoptera; Acrididae. The record is from RefSeq and is a predicted model, not a curated record. Gene Ontology annotation, biological process: generation of catalytic spliceosome for second transesterification step; RNA splicing. Gene Ontology annotation, cellular component: U5 snRNP; U4/U6 x U5 tri-snRNP complex; U2-type post-spliceosomal complex.